ACCUCGAAAAGGAGCUGCGCGCGGCAGCGGCGACCAUAUACCGGUCCCGUUAGCUGCUCUUGGAGUCGAGCGGGCCCCGAGCUCUCGGCAGUCUCCUCUUGGCUAGGAAGUCGGGUGCAGGCAGACAUAGACACACAGGCGACAUGUUGGCGCUUAUCCUCGCGGUGGGCCUGGGCCCUCUGCUUUUUCUUCAGACGACAACAGGACAACAGCAGGAGCUUCAGCCGCACGAAGCGACGAUGCUCAGCCGGGCCGCGGCGAUACUCGGAGUGACGAUGCUCCAGCUGCCCAUGGGAUCGGCUGCUGGGCCCAGAUCUGUCAGCAGGUACGUGCCGAAAUGGAAAAAGCAGGCAUGCGAAAUCCCGGCGACUCAGCAUCCGAACUCUCACUACAUCUGCGACGAGGCUGGCGAAGUCAAAUGUUUACCAGGAUGGACCGGGGAUCUGUGCGACGUGCCAAUUUGCCGGAAAGGAUGCGACCCUCUUCAAGGCUACUGCAGGAGACCCGGCGAAUGCCGCUGCAAACUUGGCUUCUACGGCGAGCUCUGCGACAAAUGCGUCGCCCUACCCGGUUGUCAGCAUGGCAGGUGUAACGUGAGCUUCGAGUGCGCCUGUGACCCAGGCUGGAAGGGACUGUUCUGCAACGAGCCGAUUUGCGCUUCCGAUUGCAAUCCCAGUCAAGGCUAUUGCGACAAACCUGGCGAAUGCAAAUGUCGACUUGGCUGGCAAGGACCUAUGUGCAAGCAAUGCUCCGUUCUACCAGGAUGCGUCCAUGGAACGUGUCAAGGCCCUCUUGAAUGUCGCUGUGAACCGGGAUGGACGGGAUUCUUAUGUUCCACGCCGAUCUGCGCACCGGGUUGCAGCCGAGAACACGGCGGCUGUCGCCGGCCCAAUAGCUGCAGAUGCCGCGUGGGUUACACCGGCCAGAACUGCACCGAGUGCGUGCCGUACCCGGGCUGCGUGCACGGCACCUGCAGGAAGCCCUGGGAGUGCAGAUGCAUGCCCGGCUGGACCGGUGACCUAUGCGACGAACGGCUCACCUACUGCGACAAGCAUCCGGACCUGUGCCAGAACAACUCGACUUGCGUCAGCAUGACGCCCGAGGCUGGAGAUUACAGAUGCGUCUGCCCACUUGGUUUCUACGGGCGCCAGUGCGAGAAGGAGACGGAAGUGCCAGCGACCGACCUAAUGCCACCCAAACCAGUGGAGCCUCUUGAUCUGAGUAGCAGCAGUAGCUCCAAGCCGGAAACCGAUGCUGAAACGAGCACUUCCGAAGCAGCUCAGCCUUCGUCUUCUAGCGAGGCGCCGACGUCCGAGGAAACUGCGGAACCUCUUGGCCCGAUCGCCAUCACCGAUCCUCCCGCGGAGACCGACGAACCACUGCAGACGGCCGGCAAGUGGCCCACCGAACCACCCACCGACUCGCCUCUUCUGCAGAUCGACGAGGAGAACGAGACAUGAGAAUCUUGUCCUUCCUCCAUAACAACGACUAGUUUCUUUUAAUUUAAUAGUCGUGCUAUAUAUAUAUAUAUAUAUAUAUAUAUAUAUAUAUAUAUAUAUAUAUUUAUUUAUUUAUUUAUUUAUUUAUUUAUUUAUUUAUUUAAUUGUAACUAUUACAAACUUUACUUGUAGUCAUGUGAUUAGAAUUAAAUUUUUAUAUGGAAAAAGCAGUCGUCUGUUAUUUUAUUAGUUACUUGAAAGUGUGUGACCAUCUACAAACAAGCGUUGAGAUUAUAAAGAGAGGAUUAUCGCCUUUUCUUAGUGUGAUAUUUUAUAAAAAGCGACUAAAUAUCAUAUUGUGCAAGCAAACGCGAGUCUAUCAUGCAGCUAAAAGCAUCUGGCAUUUUGAGAACAAUUAUUUAACGAAUUCAAGACAGUAAUAGGACUCUAUUUGUCUGAGAUAGAAGCAUAUAAUCAGCUUAUUAAAUGCGCUCAACAAAUUAUUUAUUAAACAUCAAUUUUUUCGUUUACAGAACAUCAUAUUUUAAAAUAGUUUUAAAAUUACACUAUGUAUGACAAACUUUUAUUUAGAAAAUAGUUUUAAGAGUCCAUUAUUAUCGAUUUCUUGUACCGACCUUUGCCGUUCAUGGUCAUUCUACUCAUGUAUUUAAAACCUGUUAGUUAUGGAUUAUUUCACAUUCCAUUUAUUAUGAAGCGGUGUCACGAAUUCUACAUAAGCAAAAGCAAUUUUAGAUGUAUGAUACUUUGCUAGUUCAAAUACAUAAAUCAUUUUAGAUUUCUUCAACGCCAUCGAUUGCUGAAAAGUAAAGUAAAUACGAAUGGUAGACAGUCUACUUUUAAACCUUAAGCGUACAACAACUCUGGUUGAAAAAAAAUGUAUCUUUCAAUAAACCUUAAUUAAAUUAGUACAUCAGAAAUCGUGCGAAAUUCUGAUUGAAACAAUGAAAUUUAUUAUUCAUGCAAUUUUAACAUUAGUUAAUUUACAACACAGUUUAGCACGUAUCCAAGAUUGUUAUUCUUUAAUCAAGGCUCAAGAGUAUAUUUUACAAUCGUACAAUCUUCAUCAUUUAUCACUUAUCUUCAAAAUUAAUACUAUCCAAAAUAUUGUAGAAUACAGAUACUUUUUACGUAGUAUCAUCACUCGAUUUCCUGCGACCAUAACAGAUUUUGAAAAAUUGAAGGUUAGUGGGGCGGAGCAAUUUUUAACAAAAUCAAGUGUUUGGAGCUCUAAGAAAAGUACAAUUUUCAUUGUGCUCUUAAGAGCGCCGGAAAAUGACACGCUUUUAAACCAAGAGAUCGAAUUUAAUCUAAAUUAUAUUGUUGAACUUUCUAAUUCAAAAGAACGACCGAAU
Molecule: messenger RNA, 2812 nt
Organism: Nasonia vitripennis (jewel wasp)
Lineage: Eukaryota; Metazoa; Arthropoda; Insecta; Hymenoptera; Pteromalidae
Product: delta-like protein 1
Exons: 7
Coding region: 144-1460 (438 amino acids)
Biological process (GO): cell communication; motor neuron axon guidance
Cellular component (GO): membrane
Source: RefSeq, a predicted model, not a curated record